Messenger RNA from Carassius carassius (crucian carp), 882 nucleotides. RefSeq names its product proteinase-activated receptor 3-like. Gene Ontology annotation, cellular component: membrane. Gene Ontology annotation, molecular function: G protein-coupled receptor activity. The coding region runs from base 1 to 882 and encodes 293 amino acids. The transcript has a single exon. Lineage: Eukaryota; Metazoa; Chordata; Actinopteri; Cypriniformes; Cyprinidae. The record is from RefSeq and is a predicted model, not a curated record. Gene Ontology annotation, biological process: positive regulation of Rho protein signal transduction; phospholipase C-activating G protein-coupled receptor signaling pathway.
AUGGAACUAAUGAAGAACGUUACUGAACCUCAUUUAACUGCCAACCUCACAGUAUCAUCGUUUUGGCAAAUAGACAAAUUGGAAAUUUGGAUGUUGACCUUCAACUUCUUAUGUGGUGUUCCUACACACUCUUAUGUGAUCUGGCUCAUCGUCACAGGAACAGGAAGUGGAAUUGCAUUAGAAUUCUUCAACCUCAAUAUGUCAGUUUGUGGGAUCUUUUUUUCAAUGGAAUCUUUGUUCAGUCUAGUCUCAAAUUGGUUUACAUUUCGAAGUCUUGCUGCAAUAACACAUUUUUUGGUUGGAUUUACUGUCACUGGUCAUCCUCUUUUUCAGUGUCUGAUCUGUAUUGAGCGUUACCUGGCAGUGGUUCAUCCUGUAACCUUUCUGAAGUACAAACCUCUCAGAUAUAGAGUGAUCUGCUGCACUCUGGCCUGGAUAUAUAUUUUUGGCUAUAGUUUGUUCUGCAUGUUCAGUUUUCUGUCAUUUACCUUAUAUAUAUAUAUAUGGUUCAUCUCACUGCAGUUUGUCAUCUACUUCCCCAUCCAGUUGUUUUGUCUUGUGGCUGUUAUCAGAGCUCUGAAGCAGUUAGGACCAGGAGAGAGAAGGAGAGAGAGAGAAGAGGAAAACCACAUGAAGAGAAAAGCGUUUUACGUCAUUCGAAUUACUACUGCUAGCUUGUUUAUCACAUAUGUUCCGUUUAUUAUCACUGGAUUCCACUCUGUUGCGACACAGCAGAAUAUUCAGAUCGCUUGGUCAUUCAGUUAUAUUUGUUUUAUGCUGGCUGGUUUUGUUCAGCCUGGACUUUAUCUGUACCGGACUGGAAAACUGUCCUCCUUUUGUUCUCCAGAGUUCAAAAGACAGAUUUUGGAGCAUGUAUGCUGA